Messenger RNA from Amphiprion ocellaris (clown anemonefish), 5311 nucleotides. It is a transcript of the gene slc1a9, whose product is annotated as solute carrier family 1 member 9. The coding region runs from base 1431 to 3428 and encodes 665 amino acids. Gene Ontology annotation, cellular component: plasma membrane. NCBI's taxonomy places the organism in Eukaryota, Metazoa, Chordata, Actinopteri, Pomacentridae. The record is from RefSeq and is a predicted model, not a curated record. The transcript is spliced from 12 exons. Gene Ontology annotation, biological process: L-glutamate transmembrane transport. Gene Ontology annotation, molecular function: neutral L-amino acid transmembrane transporter activity; L-glutamate transmembrane transporter activity; glutamate:sodium symporter activity.
GUAAAUAAUAUUGUUUUUUGCAGAUGUUACAAACAUGUUAAAUACAGAUAAUAGCCAGUAAAAUUAGAAAAAAACUAUUAUUUUCCACAUUAACCUUAAAAAUGAGGCCAUAACUGUAAAAAAAAAAAAAAAAAGUCCACAUUGUAUAGUCAUUCUUUUACAGGGUGUGACCAUCGAAUUACAUAAUUUUACUGUAUUUAAAUCAGUUAGAAAUAUCAUAAUCUUACAGAUAUUUGUCAUUAUUUUCUCCCUUUUUACAGUGUUUGAAUGUUACUAAAUGCUAUGCUACUGUUCACCAUGUUUUAAACCUAUUUUUUCGGGCACACGUGCUGCCAGACUUUCACAGUUUUAAUUUUAGGGAUUUUUUUCACCAUGAAGAAUUUCCUAAAUCCUUAAACCAUCACAAGCCUUUAAAAUUAAGUAACUGUAUGUGACAGACAAAGAACACAACAGUCACCAGCGGUUUUCAGCUUUUCUUUUGGCAAUUUGUGUUGGCAACAACAUUUUCACGACCCAGAUUUUCAAAGUUCUAUUUAAGUACUAAGUGGAUCAUUUUUAUUGUGCACUGCUGCCUCACACAUGAGAAACUCGCCCUUACUGUGAUUUCACGCCAUGAAUGAUUCACUUUUUGGACAUCUUCAAAUAAUUUCUCAGUUUCUAUUAAAAACACACACAUGAGAAUUUUUACGUUUCCAGAUGUCACUUUCACUACCUUCGGCCUCUCUGAUGAACUCUUUCCCACACGCAGCGCCGUCAGCCAUCAACUUAUUGCAUUUGCACUGCACAUCCUCCUUCAUUUUGGAUCGCAAUUGGAAGGUAGCUAUUAUGGCAAUUAUUGCAAAUAGCCGAGCAGAGCUGUCAGGGAGAGGCUAACUCUCCGUCUGUUCACAACAGAGCCACCAAGUCAGACCUCAAUUACAGAUCCUCGACCUCCUCAACGUCCCUGGUGUCAGUCCAUCAUCUCCUCCUCCAUCCUCACUCACUUUGAAUCUCCCUGUUCCCAUAUUUUUACUCUUCACCUGAUUUGUUGUCAUUUUCUGUCCUUUUCAUUGUACCUUCCAUCAUUCGCCUCACCCACUAAGCUCCACUUCCUCCUCCUCCUCCUCACCCCUAAAGAAGCCUCUCUCUAGUGGGAGCUGCACUGCCAUUGCCAAAUUACCACACACACAUACACACCGAGGUAAAGCAGCAUAUGUUUCCAAUUUCAGGCGUAAUGCUCCUUUCUCCGCAAUCUGACCCAAUUAGCCAAAGCCUCCUGGAAAUGCCCCAGUCGCCAGCCAUGGUGGCAAAGAGGUAAAGGGUCAAAGAUGACGCAAGGACUGUGACUUUGCCUCCCGUCCCCUCUCCAUCUCCACAUCCCUCCUCCGUCCGGGUCUCCUCCCGAUGCCUCGCUCUUGUUGGACGGGAGACAGCGACACACAGCAGGCAGGAUGACAAACCAGUCGACAGCCAACCAGUCCAACACAAAGACGGAGAAGGAGAAAGAAGAAAUCCCGCGAGAUGACAACACGGAGAUGGCAUAUAAAGAUGCCGGCCACUGCAGCCGCAACACCCACAACCUGCUGCUGGGACUCACUGUUAUGGGUGUUGUCAUGGGAGCAGUGUUCGGGAUGCUACUUCGGUACAUGAAGGUGACAGACAGCUCCGCCCUUACUAUGGUUUCCUUUCCUGGAGACAUCCUCAUGAGGAUGCUGAAGAUGCUCAUCCUGCCUCUAAUCAUCUCCAGCCUUAUCACAGGGCUCGCUGGCCUAGACGCCCGCUCCAGUGGCAGGAUGGGCAGCAGAGCCAUGGUCUACUAUAUGUCCACCACUGUCAUCGCUGCCAUCCUGGGGGUCAUCCUGGUGUUGGGGAUCCACCCAGGGAACCCCAAACUGAGGGGAGGCCAGUCGGCCUCAGCACCAAAGAACCAGGAAGUCAGUAGUCUGGACGCCUUCCUCGACCUGAUUAGAAACCUCUUCCCUGAGAACCUGGUGCAGGCCUGCUUCCAACAGGUUCAGACGGUGCUGAAGAAGGUGCCAGUUACAGCACCAAACCAAACCGAGCCUCUCUUAGUGAACAGAAAAAAGCUGGAAUACAAAUGGGGCAUGAACGUCCUUGGCUUGAUUGGCUUCUUCAUCACCUUUGGGAUCUGCAUGGGCAGGAUGGGUGAGCGGGGCAAGGUCAUGUGCGAAUUCUUCAACAUCCUCAAUGAAAUUAUCAUGACGAUGGUCUCCAUGAUCAUGUGGUACUCUCCUGUUGGCAUCGCCUCUCUGAUUGCUGGAAAGAUCGCAGCUAUUGGAGACCUGGAGGUGGUGGCCCGGCAGCUGGGCAUGUACAUGGUGACCGUUAUCGUGGGUCUGGUGAUCCACGGCGGCUUGAUCCUACCUGCUAUAUUUUUUGGUAUCACCCGAAAAAGCCCCCUUGUUUUCUACUCUGGGAUCUUCCAGGCCUGGAUCACAGCGUUAGGCACUGCCAGCAGUGCUGGGACACUGCCAGUCACCUUCCGCUGUCUGGAGGAAAAUCUAAAGGUCGAUAAGCGUGUGACUCGCUUUGUGCUGCCCAUUGGUGCCACCAUUAACAUGGAUGGCACUGCGCUGUACGAGGCCGUGGCAGCCAUCUUUAUUGCCCAGAUGAACGACAUCACCCUGGAUGGUGGACAGAUCAUCACUGUGAGUAUGACCGCCACCCUGGCCAGUGUUGGAGCUGCCAGUAUUCCCAGUGCUGGACUGGUGACCAUGCUGCUGAUCCUCACUGCUGUCGGCCUGCCCACCCAGGACAUCAGCCUGCUGAUCGCCGUCGACUGGCUGCUCGACAGAAUGCGUACCUCCAUCAAUGUGGUGGGAGACUCAUUCGGUGCCGGGAUCGUGGAUCACUUGUCGCGUGCGGAGCUCGAAGAACUUGACGCCGCGGAAAGGCAAAUGCUCCCGCCCGAGGAGGAGCUCGAUUUCAUCCCCCCGCCGCCGAUCCUCACGGAGAUGGACCUGGUCGACCCCCUCAAACCGCCCGACCUGCCACCUCGCUCCCCUCGUCCACCCAAACAAAACCACCACGGUCACGUUUUCUCCCAGUCUCACUCCAUCACUUACUCACCGUCUCGCUCUGCCCGAUCUCCAUCACCACGCUCCAUCCGUUCUCCCUCUCCGCGCUCCGUCUGCUCCCACUCCCCUCGGCCUUUCCGUACUCAUUCACCACGUCUCCUCCGCAGGACGGAGCCGGGAUAUUGCGCCCUGCCCAGCUGUGAUAACCAGAUUCCCACAAUGCCUCACACCUACAGAGAGAGAGGCAGAGAGCGGGAGAGAGAUCGAGAACGAGAGCGACUGAGGCGAGAGAGUGAGACCGAGGAAGAGGAGGAGAGAGACAGGGUUCUGUGUGAAAUGAGCGAUGGCGAGGAGAGUGAUGACACUGCGUAUGAUCGGAGGCACGCCAUCCCGCCGAGCGACCUGCCGUGAUCGGAUUUUACCAGCACAAAGCUUCACGGUCGAUUUGUUUCAGUUUCAUGACAGAUUUUCCCUCUUUCAGCUUCACUGUUUAUCUCAGUGGAGGUCCACAGUAGAUCUGCAAAUAUUUUACUGAUCAGUAAACUUGACAUGUAUAGAUUUUAAAGUAUUGCGAUGAAAAUAUCCUGUAGCUUUACUGAGAAGGGCCCUUAAAACCAGGCCUGAGACUUUUGCUCUGUGGUUUGAUGCAGAAAUUCGCUGAAAGAGUUAUUUUUCUCCUCGUUUCUAUUGCUAUCUUGAUUUAUCAUUUCCAAACUUAAAGCCAAACCUAAAAAUGCUCCUGAAUGCCUGCAGUCCCUCGACUUUGACUGAGAAUUGUGAGUCUGUUAUUGAUUGGAAAAGUAUGUUGGUGUUCUUACCAACCUUUUAUUGCACAAUCAUAACUUAUUAGUUCCUCCUUUACUUUUGCUCAACUCAUUCUCUUCAUCUUUUGCUUUCUUUGUUGGAACACUUUAACGUUUAAAGGAAUUGUUUCAUAUUUUUUGGAGUAUUUGCUUUCUUGCAAAGACGACACUGUUAAUUGCACUCAUGUCUUUACAACUAAUAUCCAGCAAUUAGUUACCUUAGCUUAGCACUUUUUAGUUGUUAUUGACUGUUGUUUUUAGUCGUUGCUUGCCGAGGCAACAGAACUACUUUGGUACCUAAAGGCACUAAAACUACCAGGUUUGAUUUAGAAAAAGAUGAUUGUUUAGGUUAAAAUACACCCCAGCAAACACUUUUCAGUUACUUUCGCUUUUAGUUGCUGUUGACUGUCAUUUUCACUGUUUGCUUUCAUUGAUGCAACAAAACUACUUUAUUAAUUAAGGUGGCAAAAUACUUGGUUAGGUUUAGGAAAAGAUAAUGGUUUAAGUUAAAACAUGCCCCUGUAAAAACUUUUCAGUUGCUGUUCGCCGAAGUUUUCCGUCGUUUUCAAUCACUGUUUGCUUUUGUUGACGCUAUAAAACUACAUCAUUAGCUUUAGGCACCAAAACUAUAGCAAAAGAUGAUGGUUUGUGUUAAAAUGCACUCGUGCAAACAGUUUUUUGUCACUAUGUAUUUUUAUGUUUCUGUAGUUUUCAGUUACUGAGGAUUUGUUGAUGCUACAAAACUACUUUUGUUAAUAUUAUGCAUCAAAAUUUGUUAGGUUUAGGAAGAGAUGGUUUAGGUUAGAAUACACUCUUGCAAAUGCUAAACAUAAAGCUUUAGUUGUUUUCUAUAUUGUUAGAGUGACAAAAAGUCUCUCAAAAAUGUAAAUGUCUCACAAUUUUACAGCUUUUUGUGAGAAGAAUUUAUCUUAUCAAUUUCACUUGGCACAUUUUUACAGAAUACAUAGUUAUUGAUGUCGUUACUUAACUCUCAGCAAAGAAGCACAUUUUAUAAAAUGUUGAAUUAUUUCUUUAAAUGACCUCACUAAUAACAACUUGUUGUAAAUGACAGAAAUAAACAGCCAGCAGACAUUAUUUUUAUACAGUUCUCCACCUUCUUGCAUCUUGACAUUUUCCUCCUCGGUGCUCUUCUUAGCUCAUCUCCCCUCGACAGCAGUCACUGUUGAUGUUAAUACUGUCGAUAUUCUCUAUGGUUUGUAUUUUCUUGUUGUGGUCCGGUGUGUGAAACAAUGAAUUCUUGGCAAGAUGCUGUUUUAAAUUUCUUGUAUGUUUAAGUUUGUUUUACUCUCAUUUAUCAUUUUAACUGUAAAAGAACUUAAUUGCUCUCCUUUCUCCCACUGAAAUGCCUUUCAUUUCAAUUUGAAGUAUAUCAACUGCCUCCCUGCCAUCCUUAAGUCUUAAUUCAGAUUCACAGGUCCAGGUUGUGUGUACAUUGCAUGUAAUAAAAUCUUGGAGAUUUAUUUAGAGUAA